Messenger RNA from Fusarium fujikuroi IMI 58289, 1644 nucleotides. RefSeq names its product related to quinate transport protein. Gene Ontology annotation, molecular function: carbohydrate:proton symporter activity. Gene Ontology annotation, biological process: carbohydrate transport; transmembrane transport. Lineage: Eukaryota; Fungi; Ascomycota; Sordariomycetes; Hypocreales; Nectriaceae. The transcript has 4 exons. Gene Ontology annotation, cellular component: membrane. The coding region runs from base 1 to 1644 and encodes 547 amino acids. The record is from RefSeq and is a predicted model, not a curated record.
AUGCAUCCCGCCCGAUAUUUCAGCGAUUCUUCGCUCGGCAAACAUAUCCGAAGCAUUCGAAACUCGCCACGAGAGGUUAUCUAUAACAGUCAACUCCUCGUCUCCUCGGCUCUUUAUGCCAUGUCCGGCUUGUGCAUCACGUGGGAUCAAGGCUCCAGUUCCGUCGUCCCGUCUCUCCCAGGCUUCUCGAAGGCUUUCGGUAUUACCUCUGCUGCGAAUCCUAGCGAGGUCGCCAACUUUAUAUCAUUCGUCUACCUGACGGCGGGCGUUGGAUCAGCCCUGUCGUUCUUCAUCAACGAUCGAAUCGGACGCCUCUGGUCACUGCGACUCUACUUUGCUAUUUGGAUUAUCGGUCAGCUUAUUGCAACAUUCUCUUAUGGAAACAAGGGUGCUCUCUACACUGCUCGCUUCGUGUCUGGACUUGGCAUCGGUCCUUUGACUGUCACGGGCCCCAUGUCGAUUGUUGAGAUCGCGCCGACCGAGAUUCGUGGCCUCCUGACUGUAUGGUUUAGCGUUGUUAUGCUUCUGAGCUUAACUAUCAGUACCUUGACCGUCUAUGCUUGUUUCCUCCACCUCCCCGCCUCUCAUCUCCAAUACCAAUUCGUAUGGUUCCUUCCUACCAUCAUCUGCGGCAUCAUUAUUGCUGCAAGCUUCUUCGCAUGCGAGUCUCCGCGAUGGCUUAUGCUGGUUGGCCGCAAGGAAGAAGCUAUCGAGACCUUAGUUGCUCUACGAGGUCUACCAGCUGAUCACCCCCGCGUCGCUGGAGAAAUCGCAGACAUUGAGCAGCAGAUCCAAGCUGAAAAGUCGCGAUAUGCUUCAGGCGGCGGUGUGAGAGAUAUCCUGAGAGAGACCUUUAUGGUACCUGGAAACCUUCGAAGAGUCCAACAAUCAUUGAUCUCAUACCUUUUGGCUCAGCUCUCUGGUGCGAACUCUGUUACCAGCUACCUGGUGCCGAUUCUCUCAUUGAUGGGAAUAAACAGCGCUCACGGGAACAACCUAUUCCUGUCGAGUAUGUACUCCCUAUCUAAGUUCUUUUACACGCUUAUCGCCUCCUUCUUUUUCAUUGAUGCUCUGGGACGCCGAAAGUCCCUCUUCAUCGGAAUUACCAUUCAGCUGAUUUCUGAUGUCUACCUCGGAGCCUAUAUCAAGAGUCACCAGGAUGGUUCUGUUGCUCCAGGUGCUUCCACCGCCGCGAUCGCAGCUAUAUUUAUUCAUGGGUUCGGCUACGCUGUUGGCCUCCUGGUUCUUCCAUACGUCUUCGGGGCAGAGCUCUGGCCGAACAGCAUUCGAUCGUUCGGCUCAGCACUAAGCCAGACCUUUCACUGGCUGUUCUAUUUUGGCAUCAAUCGGGCAACCCCUUCUAUUCUCUCCAGCAUGCACAACUGGGGAGCCUUUAUCUUCUUUGCAGGGUGGUGUCUCGUGGCAGUAAUCUACGUAUUCUUCGCUGUCCCUGAGACUGCAGGAUUACCCCUCGAGCACAUAGAUGCUCUGUUUGAGUGCCCUUGGUGGCAGAUCAGAUCAAAGGCCAAGACGCUCCACGUAACUACAAUUUCAGGUUCUGUCGUUGAUGAGGAGAAUAGCCCAGAGAGCCUUGAUUCCAAGUACGAUAAAAUUGCGACAACAAGCAAGCAGACUGAUUCUUGA